ACGAAAAGAAAUAGAUUUUCGUCGUCGCAAUCGAUUCCGAAAUGGUGAUAGCAGUAAAAAAUAUUUUCUUUCUAUCAAAUUGAUUCGGUGAAUUCGGUAAAAAUCUAAAUCGAAUACAAAGAAAUGUGAUUUAUGAUUGGAAAAAUACAGUGCACGCAAUCACAUUCCAAAAAGUAUUAGUGCAAUGUAUGUGCGGUUUCGCUGUUCUCUUUCCCAAUGAAAAACUAGACAAAAAAUGAAAGUUCGGAACGAGGAUGUAUUGAGCAAACCAUGAAAUGAGAAAGUGAUAAUUGAAUCUUACCCGACUAGUGAACUGCAAUAAAAACAAGAAUCUGCACUAGGACUAAAUAGGUUUAGCUACGCAAAUUGAUUUUACGUAUCGCGAAGCAAUGGACGAAGAUGCUCUGAUUGCUCGAGCGAAGGAAGAACGGGCUAAAAUUUUUCAACGCUAUGAUCUCGGUCGAGAACCGGGUGCCGUUAUCGAUCCUUGGGAGGAUCCGGCCUUCGAAGUUUAUCAUCAAACCGAUCGUUACGGUUUCAUCCACGACAAGCGCUUACCCCAGAAGCAUGACCCGCACGAGACCAAAGCGAACGAAAUCGAGAUGGAGCGGGUUAAAAAAUGGCUCAAAAUGCUCAGCAAGUGGGGCGACAAAUCCGCCCUGGCCAAGCUGCACAAACGUGUCUACAAAGGCAUCCCGGACAGCUUGCGAUCGCAGGUUUGGAGCAAACUGCUUAAUCUGGAGAAGAUUAUGAAGGAUAGCAAAAAUCGAAACAAAUACCAGGAGAUGUUGGCUCUCGCCCGGCAGUGGGGCACCGAAGCCCGACAGAUCGAUUCGGACGUGAACCGACAGUUCCGGGAACACGUCUUCUACCGGGAACGGUACAGUAUCAAGCAGAAAAGUUUGUACAACGUUCUGGUGGCUUACAGCAUGUACAAUACGGAGGUGGGGUACUGCCAAGGGAUGUCCGGGUUGGCCGGAGUUUUGCUGAUGUACAUGGACGAAGAAGAAGCUUUCUGGGCACUAAGUAUACUGUUGGCAGACAAAAAGUACGCUAUGCACGGAUUGUUCAUAGAAGGAUUUCCAAAACUCACACGUUUUUUAGCUCACCACGACAAAAUCAUAGCCAAAUUUAUACCAAAGUUAAAGAAACAUUUCGACCAGUAUAACUUGGACUCAAUACUCUACUCGUUAAAAUGGUUCUUUGUUGUGUUCAUCGAGCGGAUACCGUUCAGUCUCUGUUUGCGAGUAUGGGAUAUUUAUCUGUUGGAUGGUGAGAAGGUUGUUACUGCUAUGGCUUACACUAUUUUACGUUUGCAUAAGUCAAAGAUUUUGAAGCUCAAAGAUAUGGAUCUGAUAGUGCAAUAUAUACAGACUAAGCUACAUGUCGAUUUCGGCUACGAUGACGAUAUCGUCAUUCAAUCACUCGAAAAAAGUAUGGAGGAAUUGCGGAAAGCCGGUUUGGAACUGCCACCACCGGCCAGUGAGAUUGAACUGCCGAAGAAACCAUUCGGAGUGUUUGUUGAACCCACAGUCGAGGCCAAGAUUGGUCGACGUAAGCAAGAAUUUUCCGACACCGAGAAAGAAGUCACCGAAACAGUAAAAAUUAAACGAGAGAUCACAACUCAGGAGAUAGCGAAUCUUAACCAAAGUAUGGUUGCCGGAGGUGGUUCCAAUAGUCAACUAAAUGCAGUGCACAUUCCCGAGUCCGAGGAUGGUGGUUCACUUUUGGGCAGCUCGCGAAAGUCUCUUGCUGAUACAUCCGUCACAUCGACCGCCGAUCUAAGUGUUCUCUCCGGUGGACAAAGUCAGCGAUCUCAGCAAGCCUUCGAGCUGUGCUACGACGAUCAUCCUAAAACCAUCGAAAGCGGAGACGAGGGAGAAAGCAGUCCCGGAUUACGGAAACGAGCGAUAAUUCUCUCUGCCAAACACAAACUUUCGGGAGGUUCUAUGUCUGCCGUCGGUUCGAUGAGUGUAGUGGCACGAAGUCCUUCGGUCCAGCUGGCAACGCCCCGAGCUAUGUCUCCUCAGGAUGUAGUACGUAUUUACGUGCCUCCGGCACCGCCCGAUGAGUUACGGAAACCCACGUCACACUCAGCUUCUACAACAACUGUGAUGGCCGCCGGAACGGCAAGCUCCGACAUAACCAAAAAAGAUUCCCCCUCUAAAAGCACCGGCAACAAUCGGAAUUCAAAUGGAUCCAAUUACUCUAGCAGUGGUACACCGAUCGUAGUGAGUCGGCAGAGUAACUAUAAUGAUGACGAAGAGGAAGAUGUUAAAACUAGAAGAAAUAGUGAAAUUGAACUGUACCAGCCAACCUAUAGCAGUGGAAGGUUUGACUACGGCAGUGACUACGGGACGACUUCAUCGAUCCAAAACUUUGCCUUUAAUGGGCGCUCUACGUCAAGCUCGAGACGUGGCAGUAUGUCACGCAAGUCUCCUGCUCCGAUGUUGGAUGGAGAGUUCAUAAUCGAGUGUAGUCAUUUGAAAGGAAGGAAGUAUGUGCCGGAUCACCACACAAGCCAGUCUAGUUUAACGCAGGCUUCGGCGAGAGUAAAGAAUGGAUCGGAAAACAAUAUUCACCGGAUGACGUCAUUCGAAGAAUUGGCUAAAAAUAAAUAUUUGAGCGGCAGCAAUAGCAGUCUAUUGAAAAACAUCAGCGAUGAUUACAUCAUUCGCCAGAUGAUACGGGCAAAGGGAAACAGGAUGACCAGAAGCGAAAUUUACGAGACGGUUGAUAGCAGUGAGAGUGGAAGCAACGAUCGAUAUGAAAUAUACGCCUCCAUCAAGUCACAACAAAUGUCUCGAGGACAUAAAAGCGAUUACAAUAUUCAAUACAAAAAUCUUUCGACAAGAAGUGGAGAGAACCACGAGUACAAUAGUAUCGAAUAUAAAACAUUCAAAACUAGGCAAGGUAGUAGGGAAAGUGGAAACGAUAGUAGCCCGUUCGAUUACGAUCUGCUGCCGGAUGGUCGCCACGAGAACACUGCUCUACGAGAUUACGAUAGAUUUUUCAACAAUGAAGAUGACGAUGAGGAUAAGCUGUUAAACAAAUCCUCGGACGAGUCUUCCACUAGUCCUCCACCACACAGACAAUUGCGCUACGCUCAGAAGAUACCACCUGUAGCCAAAAGUCCAAGCAAUGAAUCUGUUCCACUGCUCUCAUCUCCUUCAAUAGGCACUCAUAAGUCGUUUAAUGUCCCUCCAUCAUCCGCAAUUCCAGUUAGUAGUAGCAUGAAGCGCAACAAACAUUCAACGGAUUCAUUCCGAUUGGAACUGUCCUCUCCUUUAACAUCAUCAAAUCGUCGAAAUGCUAACAACUCGACCUCUUCGAACAUCGCAGCUCGACAAAAUCAGCCACAACCUGGCUCAAGGAUUCCUGUCAUCCAAUCCCCAACAUCACCGACAUCGUCCCUGCAAGGAUCGUUGCGACAGCAACGUCGCUCUAAGAUUCCAACAUCACAUCAACAAAUCUCUUCUCCCUUGUCACCCACUGGUUUUAUCCAUACUGGCAACGGAAGCAGAAUACCGCCGCCGUCCCAUUUUUCACCAACCUCCUCAGGCCCAUCGUCACUGACAUCUUCCAUACGAGGCCAACACGACCCGACCAGUAUUGGACGAUCGCGGAUAAGUUCGUCCAUUUCGGCGCACCAAAUGCACCAAACGGUUGCUGAUUCCAAUAAAAUUCGAAUCAAGGUAAAUCAAUCUCAGUCCUACAGUUCCGGUUAGAUGGCGGUAGAACGACGGUAGAAGGAACGUCAAUAACUUGUCCACCAAGUUUCGGUCAAGUUGCUCUUCAUUCCAGUAACUAGAUGGUAAGACUUUUAUUUUAUUCUGAUUUUAUUGUGACAAUGUGUUCGAUCAGAGCCUUUAAGCGUAGAAGACUGGAUUUCGAAUCUGUUUAUGCAUCGAUUAUUUCGUUUUACUGUUGUGUAGACGGAAAACGAAUUUUAGCCUAAGUUUUAAGAAUGGAUUGCGUGGACGCAAAUAAAAAAUUUUACACUAAACUGCAUUUAUUGCACUUACUGAAAGUAGGACAACGCGCGUUAGAGUGUAGUAAAUGAGACAAAAUGGCAAUAUAUACAUAUAUGUAUUACUGUUUAAUUCGUUGCAGACUUUGACCGACAAAUGUUAAUCCCGAUGCGCGUUAAUAUCUUAGGUCAUGUAUUGUUAAAUUUCUAAUCUAUUCGAACGCGCUACCGAAACAUUCCAUAAACAUUAAUGACACCAAGCACAACACAGGCGGUUUAGAAUCGACCCAUGUUUUCUCAAGAACAUUAACUCAAUCAACAGGAAUUGCGUUUGACAGGAACUAGUUUGGAUCUUUCAAUACUCAUCUCGAAUAACACUUCAGUGUUAUUAAAACAAACUGAAAUUGGAAGCUGCCAAUAUUUUGAUCAUAACGGUGCAAAAGACAGACAUUUUUUUGAUAUACGCAACAAGCGCACUGUAUUUCCGUUUGCUAUUAUUAUUAUAAUUAUUAUUAUUAUUUCUUAGGCGUUUGAAUUUGUUUGACUCAGAAAAUUGAGAAAAUAUUUCUUGUCGAAACUCAAAAUCAUAUUCGUUCAGAAUAAGUUUGCCCAUAUUAAACAACAUAAACAAUUCGGAAAGUUGGAAUUGACGUUGUUUAUUUGAAAAAAUCUGUACGGAGGUACAUGAAAAGAUAAGGCAAUAAGAGAACUUUGAGCCGAACUUGACUACAUUGGAUAGAAAUUGUGUUCAAAAGAAAUUGAAAAAAAUAAGUUUUAGAGUAAAUCUCCCAAACUAACAUUGGCUACAAUUAUAACAAUCUUAAAUCCAAACAAAUCCAGGAACAAGUAACAAGUCAUCGGACUACAUAUACUCCGAUUUGGAUGAAACGUUGCACACGUCUUCAGCACAGCAAACCAUUUGUUUUUGCUCAGAUGGAGAGCAUAAUUCGACUCUAGACUAAUUUUCGAAAAGGACGAAUGUUUUCUGAAUGCAAUUUUAAAAAUCGUGAUUCGAAAACUGUUAAAUGUUAAAGAAAGAGUUGUCGGAAGUCAACCGU
Malaya genurostris is the source of this 5028-nucleotide messenger RNA. RefSeq lists its product as uncharacterized. NCBI's taxonomy places the organism in Eukaryota, Metazoa, Arthropoda, Insecta, Diptera, Culicidae. The transcript has 12 exons. The coding region runs from base 390 to 3728 and encodes 1112 amino acids. The record is from RefSeq and is a predicted model, not a curated record.